Messenger RNA from Tripterygium wilfordii, 1090 nucleotides. Its product is annotated as protein FAR1-RELATED SEQUENCE 7-like. The record is from RefSeq and is a predicted model, not a curated record. The transcript has 3 exons. NCBI's taxonomy places the organism in Eukaryota, Viridiplantae, Streptophyta, Magnoliopsida, Celastrales, Celastraceae. Bases 176 to 859 code for a protein of 227 amino acids.
GAUGCCCAUCUUUCUUAGACGCCAGCGGCCAUUCCACCGUCUCGUCUCAACGAUCCCUUGUACUUCUGAGUUCUGGCUGUCGCAGUUCCGUUGCAAGAACCGAAGUCUUGAACCGCCGUCCUCCGGUUCCUCCAAUUUCGGACAAAACAUCUCUUGAUUGCAAUUAUUACGAAAGAUGCAAAAAUGUUCCCUUUCAGUGGACGGACAUCCUCCUUUAAUGGAGGAUGGGGACUUGAAUAACAUGAUAGAAACUUCUGAUGGAAAAGAGAGAGUUUCAGAUGAUGGAAGUUUUGAGAUGGAGCCAUAUGUAGGCAUGGAGUUUGAAUCUGAAGAGGCUGCCAAGGUAUUUUAUGAUGUGUACGCCACUCGUGUGGGAUUCAUCAUGCGUGUAGAUGCAUUUCGCCGAUCAAUGCGUGAUCGGAACGUUGUUUGGCGCCGACUUGUGUGUAAUAAAGAGGGAUUUCGUAAGUUACAGCCCAAAAGAAGUGAAAGUAGGAAGCCUCGAGCAGUCACUAGGGAAGGGUGUAAAGCAAUGAUUGUUGUGAAGAAAGAAAAAUCAGGAAAAUGGGUUGUGACAAGAUUUGUAAAAGAGCAUAACCAUCCUCUGGCAUCCAUCCCCACCAACGAUCGUCGAAGUGUGCUUUUAUCUCAAACACCGGACGAAAAAGAUGUGAAGAUAAGAAAAUUGAAUGUAGAACUACAGCGAGAGCGAAAGCGCUCUGCAGCUCUUCAAGAACAGCUAUCCAUGGUUUUGAGAGAGAUGGAGGAGCAUUCCAAUCACCUAUCAAGAAACAUUGAAGAUAUAGUUCAAAGUGUCAAAGACAUUGAAUCAAAGAGGUCUAGACUUGUACAUGGCUAAUGUUUCUUGGCUUGUAUUUGUACAAUAUAUUUAAUAUGCUAUUGUUUGUUUUCUACUUCUGUAACAUUACAUCUGCAGUCUCCCAACUACAAGGUUCUUUGAUUCUACUAAAACCCUAGGAAGAGGACCACCCAGGCAACCCUUACUUUCCCUCUAAUAACAGAACUUUAGUUUGCUUUCAAAGAGUUUCAGUAUUGCUGCAAAUAAAUGUUAAUGGCAACUACCAAUGAA